CAGGUUCGUGCGUCACGCGGCUAAAGAAGGUGAAUGGGUGACUGCUGAGCUGAGAAUCAAUCAGUAACUGGACACCUGUGGGUCAUGUGCCUGCGAUGCAGCGCAGCUGAUUGAUUUGUAUUCUGAAAGCGUCUUACACGAGCGCAUAAAGCGAGGAAGGAGAGCGCGAGCUUUGCGAUGGUCUCCACGCGUUUACGCGUUACAUUAGACGCGCGGUGAGAGGAUGUAACUGGUGGCGAGGCUGGCGUUCCGUUGUAGUUUCGAUGAAAGGACAUAAAAAGUGUGAUUUCGCUUUCAAAUCAUCGAGAAAGGAAGCGUGUUCCUCGCCAUUCGCGGAUUCGGAUGGCAACAGAAUGCCGAGGAUGAUGCUGGCUUAGGUUGUUUAUCAUCUUCGUGAUCACAAGGUGUUGCAAACAAAUAACCACGUGAUAGCUGGAGGAAUGUUUAGUUCAGGUUACUUUUCCGUGGAAAUCGGCGUCGCUCAUCUGGAUUAACUCUUCGGGAAGACAUGAUUCAGCUAGUCACUUUUAUUAGCCUCUUUCUGUGUCUGUUUGGAUGCCAUAUCUGCUCUGCAGGGGCGAACCGCCCUGCUGCUCCUGUCAAUGUCUCUGUUACUCACCUGCGGGCGGAUUCGGCCACCGUGUCCUGGAAUAUUCCGGAGGGAGAGACCGUAAUUGGCUUUGCCAUCUCACAGCAGCGCCUGGACGGCCUGAUGCAGCGUUUCAUUCGUGAGGUGAACACGACCAGUCAAGCUUGUAUACUUUGGGAUCUGGAUGAAAACACAGAUUACAUCAUCAAGGUCCAGUUUGUCGGACUCUAUGGAGAGAGUCUGGCCAGCAAAAAGAUUCACUUCAGGACUCUUAAAAAGUCUGAACAUUUUCAGUCCACCAUGAUGGAUCAAGAUGACCCUGCGGUUAAGGGUUUAGACAUGUCCAGACACCUGCAGACUGGAGAGAUACUGAUCAUCAUGACUGUACUGCUGAUGUGGGCAGCUGUGAUCGUGCUCUUCUGUAAGCAAUAUGAUAUCAUCAAAGACAACGACUCCAACAGCCACAGUAAAGAGAAGAGCAAGCCGCUGUCUGGCCAGAGCACUCCAGACUAUCACCACGGAGGCCUGCUGGGCAGCAAGUUCCAGAGGACAUCAUCCUCCAUCAGCAUGAUUAACCUCGUUUAACCUCGGCAUCAUCACACAUCAGCGGAUCAGCUCAGCUCAUCUUCUGAUCUACAAGCGUUAAAGGCAAUACUAACAUGAACCUCUCAGCCACAUCGGGGAAUUGUAAGGUAGUAUACGGGUAUUCAGUAGUACACUAUACUCCAAUAAACAAUGUCCUGGACGAUGAAUAUACUGUACCUCUUUAACUAAUACAUCAACUGUAAUCAAUGUAGGAGGUAUCGGUGCUAUGAAUAUGAUUGUUAAAACACCGGCAGCCGGAAACAGCGGUUUAGAUGUGUGAUGAUGGAUUCUGUGUGUGAAUGUGUUGCACUGAAAGAGGUUUAAUAAUUGUAACAAUUAAAAAUGUGGCAUUUCUCAUUAAUGUGUAAAUUAUGACUAAAGUCAUCAUCAGCCACAGAAGUGGCCUUAUAUUAUGCAUUAUUAAUUUCUAACCACAGUGAACAGCAUAUCGGUGGCUUGUUUUAUGUUUUUAUUAAGUAUUAACACUGUUAUUAAAUGUUUCACACUAUUAUAGCGUUGACUGUUGAGUGUUCAACAGUGAGGUUUACAGGAGUGUCCAUGUUCAUAAGAAAUGGUUUAGUGUGACAUUUCUGUGCCAGAUUAGCUCAAAGUUUUGAGCUUGUAAAUUAAGAAGUUAGUAAAAUGUCUACCCUGUCAUUGUAAUGUGCGUAGUUCAGAAAAUACUUAUUUUAUUGUUCUUUUUUAUCUUGAUUCUCUAAGACGUUUUGAGUAAGUUAACUACACUUAGCUAGUUUAAGGCAAGAGAUAAAGAAUGUAGUUUAAAAUCUGUACUUCAUUACAAAAGUUAAAAGCAAUGUUUGUUAAUAUUCUUGGUCUCAAUUCUACUUUCCAAUAAAUGGAAAAUGAAAAACCA
Molecule: messenger RNA, 2048 nt
Organism: Carassius gibelio (silver crucian carp)
Lineage: Eukaryota; Metazoa; Chordata; Actinopteri; Cypriniformes; Cyprinidae
Product: fibronectin type III domain-containing protein 4
Exons: 6
Coding region: 509-1174 (221 amino acids)
Molecular function (GO): protein binding
Source: RefSeq, a predicted model, not a curated record